This is a messenger RNA of Lactuca saligna, 1556 nucleotides long. The record is from the annotation of a GenBank genome assembly. Lineage: Eukaryota; Viridiplantae; Streptophyta; Magnoliopsida; Asterales; Asteraceae.
UGCCCUUCCUUUUACAUUCUAGGAAGCAUACUGCUUGGACAAUAUGGUAAUUUCGACCUACGGAAUGACCGAUAGAUAUUGAUGUUAACGUCAAUAAAUAUAUUUUAAUCAGUGUCAGUUCUGUAAUUUCAUUGACUAUUGUGUCUCUUUCCCGAAGAUCCACUAGUUAUAUACCACCGCAGUAUUUGUCACUCUCACUCUCACUCGAAAGAUAUUUUCUCCAUAGCUUCUGAAACUGUGUGUAAAGUGAAGGUGAUGCCAAUGGGUGUAGUUCAGCAGAAUCAGCACGGGAAUGGAUUUCCAUCGUCAGCCCUGAAUCCGAACGCUCCGAUGUUCGUACCGUCGUCGUAUCGUAACGUUGAGGACUUCUCCGACCAGUGGUGGUCGCUCGUUCGGUCCUCCCCUUGGUUUCGUGAUUACUGGCUUCGUGAGUGCUUCUCCGAAUCACAAUUUGAUUUUCAUUCUUCAGAUAGCUUCGAUGCGUUCUUCCCUAACGAAGAUUCGCUCCCUGACGUCGACUGUAAGAUCCGUGGAACUGAAGAUGAACAGAGAAAGGUUCGAAAGGAUUUGAUUUUGUCGAGGGUUUCGAACUGGCGUAAGGCACGCGCUAUAGUGUCGCCUAGGAACUACGAGAAGGCGCCGAAGAUUGUGAAUGUGAAAGUGAAUCCGAGGCCGAUUCAUCAACCGCGAUAGAUCAUCGAGUCACAUACCGAUUUAACGGCAGAUCUAGUCAGAUUUCUAGUGUACGUCUCUGUAGUUGUUCUGUAAACCGAUUGUAAAUACCAAUAAAAAUGAAUAGAUUCAUGAGGCCGUUGAGUAUCAUUUAUUGUGUGAAACCAAAACCAUAACAACUAGGGUUCAUAUUUCGACGGAUGUUUGCAAGAAUCUGUCUUUAAAAAAUGUAUUAAAAGGAAUCGAGUCCUCAUUCUCAGUCAUCAGUCGAGAAAGCCAAACUAUAACAUGGAAAACAAUUGUUAUAAAUCCUGGUUGUCGAUGAACUUCAUCCAGAACACAACAUAGAUCGAGUCUUCAACUUUUUUUUCACUUAUCCAUUGAUUCGUUCAUCAUAAUUAAAGCAUUGCGAGCAUGAUAACCGAGAUCUUGAAGCUGUCAGCCAACCGAAGUGUGAUUUGAGAUUUUAUUUUGAACAUAAGAAAAAGACUUUGGCAUUGAACUUAGCUUUUUAGGCAAAAUGAAGUAUUUUUAAUCAAAAUGAGAUUGACUAAUUGAUCGAGUGUGUUUGAGAUUUCUUGAGUGUGUUUUUGAAUUUAAAGAAGUUUUUUAGGCAGAAAAAGUCAUUUUAGUAAAAAAUGACAUGAUUUAGGAUAAGGGGGAGUCAGAUGUUAAGAACGCCCGCUAAGCCCAAACGCACACCGCCCCCUAGCGAAGAGUAAUUCGUCAAAUUUGACGAGAGAUUGCUUGUGAUUGGUGGAAACUCAUUUAAGUGGAUUGCAAUCCUUUCGACGACAAUUCAAUAAAGAAAACCUUUUUUUAUUAAUUUUUUUAUUUAUAAUUUUCAAUUACAAUUUAUCUACUACUAUAAAUUACACUACACU